Molecule: messenger RNA, 1951 nt
Organism: Musa acuminata subsp. malaccensis (wild Malaysian banana)
Lineage: Eukaryota; Viridiplantae; Streptophyta; Magnoliopsida; Zingiberales; Musaceae
Source: RefSeq, a predicted model, not a curated record
UGCAUCCAUUCCUCCGCACCUCUUUGUAUGAGCAAGACGACGUUGCUGAAAGAAGCUCAAAGGUUUCAUGCCGCCUUGCUUACAUCUGGCUUCCGAAAUCACGCCUACCGUUGCAACCUGCUGCUCCGCGCCUACGCUCGAUGCGGCGCCCUGUCCCACGCCCGUUCCCUCCUACUCCAAAUGCCCCUCCCCACCCUCGUCUCCUUCAACACCCUCCUCUCUGGCUUCGUCCGCUCCGGCCGCAUCGACGACGCCAUCGACCUAUUCGACGCCAUGCCGGCCACCGAUGCUCACUCUUACAACACCGUCAUCUGCGGUCUCGUCCGCAUCCACCGCGUCCGGGAAGCCUUCGCUCGUUUCCUCCGCAUGGCCCGCAGUCAUGUCAGGCCCGACGACUUCACCUGCUCGACGAUCGUCGCUUGCUGCGAUCUGUCUGGGGGGCGACAGCUCCAUGCGCUGAUGGUGAAGGUCGCGUCGCUGACUUCAGACCCUUUUGCUGGCACCAAUCUGCUGAGGAUGUACGGGGACGCGGGUGAGAUGUGUGACGCAAGGAAGGUGUUUGAUGAAAUGGGUCACCGGGACCUGACGUCGUGGAAUGUAUUGAUAGAUUGUUAUUUUAAAUCUGGGAUGGGCGAAUUAUGCAUCAAGAUAUUCGUGGAGAUGGUCAGGGAUCGAAUUCGACUGGAUGAGUUCACUUUAGCAACCGUUAUGAACGAACUUGCAAGCUGCUCGUCGGUGAGCAAAGGCAUGCAGGUGCAUUCAUUGGUCGUGAGAGCCGGGUUUAUUAUGGAUCGUUUCUGUUGCAAUGCUUUGUUGAAUUUGUACUCGAAGGGAGGAUUUGUUAGUUCGGCCAUGAAAUUGUUCGAUGAUAUGACUGAUCCAGAUGUGGUUUCUUGGACCAUCAUGAUUUCAGGUCUAGAGGUGGGUGGCCAUAUCAGUGAUGCUUUUGAGGUUUUCAAUUCGAUGCGGAUGGCUGAAGUGGAGCCUAACUCUUUCACUUUUGGUACUUUGAUUGGUUGCUGUGCAAAUGUUAAUGCAUUUGAUAUUGGAAAGCAAUUUCAUGCCCUUGUUCUUAAGAAUGGGUUGGAACUUGAUGUUGUUGUAGGGAGCACAAUUGUGAAUAUGUACUCAAAAUGUGGUGAGAUAACUGAUGCUCUGAGACUCUUCCAGAGCUUGCCUGAGAGGGAUAUCGUUUCCUGGAAUGGUGUUAUUUGUGGGCUUGCUCAGAACGGAGAAACUACCACAGCCCUACAAUUAUUUGAUGAGAUGGUUCAAUUACGCCUGAAUGACAUAAUGCCAAAUCAUGUCACUUUUGUCGGUGUCUUGACUGCAUGCUCCAGAGCAGGGCUCAUCCGCAAGGGUUGCAGCAUCUUCAAUGACAUGGUUGAUGUGUACUCAUGUGAGCCCCAAGCUGAGCAUUAUGCUUGUAUGGUCGACUUAUUUGCACGCUCAGGAUUACUGGAAGAAGCAGAAGUUAUUAUUCAAUCCUUGUCGACUGAGCCUAACAUUAUACUCUGGGGAGCACUACUUGGAGCAUGCAAAAGCCGUGGAAAUCUUGUCAUGGCAAAGCGCAUUGUAAAACGACUUUAUGUGUCUGAACCAAUGAACUCAUCCAAUUAUGUGCUUCUCGCGAAUCUGUAUGCUGCUAACAAAGAGUGGGAUGAUGUGUUCAAGGUUAGAAAUAAGAUCUCUACAAUUGGAGUUCAAAAAGUAGCUGGGAGUAGUUGGGUUGAAAUCAGGGGAAAAGUUUAUUCUUUUACAUCAGGUGAUGCACAUAAUGCAGAGACCUAAUCUCUGGUGUGCUGCAGAUACUGUCGUCGGUAAUGUUGGAGGGUGACGAAGUGGCUUAAUUAGCACUGAAUGGACUGUGGGUGAUGCAACUAUUCCCUUGAGGUUACUCCCACCAUUCAAUGCAGUUAACAGUAGGGCUCAAUCCGCAUUUGUUAUGGUU